Sinocyclocheilus grahami is the source of this 2357-nucleotide messenger RNA. Its product is annotated as homeobox protein NOBOX-like. The record is from RefSeq and is a predicted model, not a curated record. Lineage: Eukaryota; Metazoa; Chordata; Actinopteri; Cypriniformes; Cyprinidae. Gene Ontology annotation, biological process: regulation of transcription by RNA polymerase II. The transcript has 10 exons. Gene Ontology annotation, molecular function: DNA-binding transcription factor activity, RNA polymerase II-specific; RNA polymerase II cis-regulatory region sequence-specific DNA binding. Bases 127 to 2253 code for a protein of 708 amino acids.
GUGAUGUAACCUGAGCAGCGUCUGCAGGUGAUCAAUCAAUACUCAGGCUAGAGUUUGUGCUUCACUCAAGCUCAAUCACUUUAAUAUAUAGUUUACGGAUAGAGGUCUGUGCGUGUGAGCAACACGAUGGCUGAAGAUGCCUUGUUUGCCAGUGAUUACGAUGGUCCAUGUCCUCUGUGUGAAGAGGAUGAGCAGAGAGGGUAUUGUAGAUACAGAAACACCGAGCAAGAGAAUGAGAGAGAAAAAAACAGUGAUGGAGAAGAGGUGGAAGACAAGGAGUCACAGGAGUUCAAGAGGGACGCUGAGGUGAAACUAGAGAAAUUAACUGAGGAGAAUUGGACAGUAGGUAAAGAACCUGAAGAUAGGAAAAUAGAGACGGACAAGGAAGAAAACAAAACUGAAGAUGUCACACAGAAAAAUGAAAAAGGCACAGAAGAUGACGAAGAGACAAACAGGAAAGUAGAUAAUGUAGAAACGGAUGAAAAAUAUAACAAAGAUGAGCAGGAAAGUACAUUAGGUUUCAAAAAUGAUGAAACCGAGACAGUUGAUGAUGAUGCAGAGGCAAGCGACUUGCUGGUGCCCCCUCUGGAGGAUGACUGUUUUUUGCAGAUGGGCCCAGACUGCACCAUAGACCUGGUGAUGGUGUGUGAUCAGUCGGUGGAGAGAUGUUUGAAUGAAGACCUUUUGUUAUGCCCCCCCAAAUCUUCAGAUCUCCCCCAGCAGCCCAGACCGUUAUCUAUCACAUUACCCCCUCAAAAUACCACAGUACUUCCCUUUCAGCCCCAGUCUCUACUUCAACCUCACCUCCCACCACAGGCCCAGCUGGAGGUCCCAUGCUUGGGCAAACGGCCCUAUAGAAGCAGGACCGAUGUACCCACAGGACAGCUGGAGGUGACGCUGCGGCAGGUGUACAGCACUCGCCGCUACACCCGUUUCGCCAGCAGAGUGGCCCCUUUUAUACCUCUGGCCUCAGUUGGUGGAGAAACCAGCAGUCAGGCUUUACCCUCCAUCAGCAUGGAUGCUCCUCUAAUGCCUCCAAAGAAGAAAACUCGCACCUUCUACAGCACCGAUCAGUUGGAGGAGCUGGAGCGUGUGUUUCAGGACGAUCACUACCCUGACGGAGACAAGAGAAAGGAGAUCGCUGCCUCCAUCGGUGUUACGCCCCAGAGAAUCAUGGUGUGGUUUCAGAACCGUCGAGCCAAGUGGAGAAAAACAGCAAAAGCCACAGCAAAAAAGCCUCCUGCUAGUCAAGGUCAACCUUGUGUCCAAGUCAACAGGCCACCAGUUUUCACAGCUCCAGCUGUUACAUCUCAACAUGCCAAGCCUGGAAACACACUUCAUCCCUACAGUACCAUCCGGACCAGCUGCAUCAGUCCACCAGGUCCAGCUUGUGUUGAUGUGGCACCUUGUGUGUCUGAAGGAGGCUUUUUGGAGUACAUGCCCCCUCCUAUGCACAGUCCUCCUCCGAUACGGCGUGCUUCCUUGCCUCUUAUCACGGCUUACAACCCCCCUACUCACACCGUGUCCCUGCUGCUGGACACACCUGAACACAGUGAGCCCAGCUCCGCAGACACAACGCCGCUGAGUUUGCAGACUGACACGGGGUUUGACUAUGACGGCUUGGGCACCUCUGUAAAGCUGGACUACAUGACGUGUGCUCCACAGAACAGCGCUCUAAAUUUCCAGCUCAACACAUUUCCUCAACAGACAAAUAAUCUCCUACCUCAGCAAACAAACACUCUGUUACCCCAAAAGUCCAGUUGUCUUAUGUCCCAACAGUCCAGCACAAUAUUGCCCCAGUACUCACACCUGUCGUACCUCACUCCCUCUCCUUACCUUACACCCAACCCCACAGAGAGCAGCAGCACUCUGCCUGCAUACACCAGCAGCGGACAUGCGUAUCUCCAGUCUCAAACCGGCAACCAGAUGCUGCUACAGUCAGGAGUUCAUGCAUUUCAGGCCUACCCUUGGACAAAUGACAUGUAUGGUCAGUCGGGUCAGUAUACACAGGCAGUAUUUCGGCCACAGUUAUCAUCACAGGGUCACGAGAGCCAAUACUCCCAGCUCCUGCCCCAGCAGCACUACGUUCAGCUCGACGGAGCGCCGCCGCAGCCCAGCCUACCCAAACCCACCACUGACCCCCUGCUGCCCAAUGUCAAAGUAGAGUCUGAAGACAUGGGCCAUGGCCAGCCAAUCAGAGGCAGUGAGGCAGAGCCUAAUUUUCAUUGCGAUUUCUCACCGAUCAACUUUUAACAACAGCAGGGUACUGACUGUGAAGAUCUGCAAAUGUUCUUUUCUUUGUUUGUUUGUCUUCUGUUUUUUGUUGUUUUGUGCAGGAGCUAUUAAAAUGCUCUUUC